AUGAUAUUGAUGAAAUUUAUAAUGUUAAUAAUGAAAGUAUCAUUGAUGAUGAUGAUUAUGAAACUUAUAAUGAUGUUGAAGAUGACACCAUCGAUGAUAAAAAUAAUGAUGUAAACAUAAUUGAUAUUGAAGAUGAAGAUAAUACAA
This is a messenger RNA of Entrophospora candida, 147 nucleotides long. The record is from the annotation of a GenBank genome assembly. NCBI's taxonomy places the organism in Eukaryota, Fungi, Glomeromycota, Glomeromycetes, Entrophosporales, Entrophosporaceae.